This is a messenger RNA of Calidris pugnax (ruff), 261 nucleotides long. Its product is annotated as nucleoplasmin ATPase-like. The transcript is spliced from 3 exons. Gene Ontology annotation, biological process: positive regulation of DNA replication; chromatin remodeling. Gene Ontology annotation, cellular component: nucleoplasm; nucleolus; cytoplasm. The record is from RefSeq and is a predicted model, not a curated record. NCBI's taxonomy places the organism in Eukaryota, Metazoa, Chordata, Aves, Charadriiformes, Scolopacidae. Gene Ontology annotation, molecular function: histone binding; RNA binding; chromatin binding. The annotation marks the transcript as partial.
AAGAUCUGCCUGGGGGAGGCGGCGCCGGAUGAGUUCCACGUGGUGGAGAUCCUGCAGGUGGAGGAGGGGGACACUCGCCCCUCGGUGCCCCUGGCCACGCUGAAGCCAUCUGUGCUGCCCAUGGCCACCCUGGUGGGAGUGGAGCUGACACCCCCGGUCACCUUCCACCUGAGAGCUGGCUCUGGGCCCAUCUACCUCAGUGGGCAGCACAUUUCCAUGAUGCCCAACCUGUCCUGGGCUGAGGAGGAGGAAGAAGAGGAG